Helobdella robusta is the source of this 804-nucleotide messenger RNA. RefSeq lists its product as hypothetical. Gene Ontology annotation, molecular function: [heparan sulfate]-glucosamine 3-sulfotransferase activity. NCBI's taxonomy places the organism in Eukaryota, Metazoa, Annelida, Clitellata, Rhynchobdellida, Glossiphoniidae. The record is from RefSeq and is a predicted model, not a curated record. The annotation marks the transcript as partial. The transcript has 3 exons.
CUUAAAAAACGCUUCCCACACUGUCUGAUUAUAGGAACUCGCAAAUCUGGAACCCGGGCCCUCCUUGAGUUCCUCUCCCUACAUCCUUCAGUUGUAGCAGCCAAAAAGGAAACCCAUUUUUUUGAUAGCGACGAAAAUUUUCGAAAAGGUCUCAAAUGGUACCUAAAUUUUAUGCCACCAUCUACAGAAAAUCAGAUAACCGUUGAGAAAACGCCGGCCUAUUUUUUCUCCGGGAAAGUCCCAGCCAGGAUUAAAAGGACGGAAGUGGAAGCGAACGGAUCUGGUGGGCGGAUGAAGUUUUUACUGAUUGUCAAGGAUCCAGUAGAAAGGGCAUUGUCUGAUUAUGCUAAGGUACUGCAGAGCAAGCAGAAGCAAAACAUUCGCUACCCAACUUUUGAAGAACUAUCAACCGAUCCAAUCACGGACGAGAUCACAAGCGCCUAUCGACCAAUUAGAAGAAGCCUUUACAAUUUGCAGCUACGCAAUUGGCUGAAGCAUUUCAAACGUAGCCAAUUACAAGUCGUGGACGGUGCAGCCCUGGUCACAAAUCCAGUCCAUGAAUUACAAAAAGUUGAAAAAUUUUUGGGCUUGCAAAAAUUUCUCACGAGCGAUAAAUUUAUUUGGAGCCAAGAUAGAGGCUUUUACUUUGCAAAUGUUACCAAAAUCCGCACAAAGUGUUUAUCGACGAGCAAGGGUUUAGCCCAUCCCCGACUAUCCGACCGAUUCACCGAAAAGAUUCGAAACUUUUUUAGACCGUUUAACGAGGAUUUUUACAAUCUGACUCGCAUGAAUUUCGAUUGGUGA